This is a messenger RNA of Paracoccidioides lutzii Pb01, 1830 nucleotides long. RefSeq lists its product as hypothetical. The record is from RefSeq and is a predicted model, not a curated record. The coding region runs from base 1 to 1830 and encodes 609 amino acids. The transcript has a single exon.
AUGUCUCAUGGAACCGCUGGACAUCAGUCGGGAAUGCGAACACAACGGUUGGCUGUCCUUCUGGGGAUUGUCUGCCUCGUUGGGAUUACGUUAAUGCUUCUGGGCAACCCAGCAGCCAAGAGAAUUGGGCAGAGCACCCAAAGAAAAAAAUUAUUCAUACCGACAUCUAAUCACCCUGAAAUUUCUGAGUCGCAGCAAAAACAACAAAAUCAACAGCAGCAAUCUCCCGAGCGCCCUGUCCACACCGACAAUGCCUCGAAAAACCUUCACCCAAUCGUCCAGCUGCAAAACCAAGCAAAGGAGAACUUCGAUGAUGUUCGAGGGAGACAAUCGAAGACGCUCAAGGAUGCUGUGGGCGAGUACCGUCGUCGCUACAAGAUGCCUCCCCCACCUCAUUUCGAUGUAUGGUUCAAAUUCGCACAGCAGCACGGUGUGCAAUUAAUAGAUGAAUUCGAUUCGAUCUAUCACACGCUUCUUCCCUUUUGGGGUCUACAACCAAAAUUAAUCCGGGCGCGGGCAAGGGAGGCUAUUGGAUUCGAUAACGCGUUCAUCAGUCUUUUGAUUCGGGAUGGGAAGGUUGCCAGAAUCGACGGCGGUGGGGAGAGUAGGGAGUGGCAGCGGAUUGCGUUGGAGGGGAUGUUGAAGUCGUUCGUCCAAUACUUGCCCGAUAUGGACCUUGCCUUCAACAUUUAUGAUGAACCUCGAGUUGUAAUACCCAGUGAAGACCUUCAGCGCUUGGUGGUUCGUGCCAUGGAUGGUGCACUUCCACGAGCCCUUGAGAACCCUUCCCCGAAUAACUCGUGGUCUGGACGGCCUGACGACGUGAAUAAAGGUGACAGAAUCGAUGAGUUUAGGACUACGCGAUUCAAUCGAUUUGCUCACCAGCCAACGUGGACGAAUUCGCGCAUGUCGUGCCCUGUGGAUAGUCCCGCAAGAAAUCUCGAUGAAAACGCCCGUGAUGAUAUGAAAGCUUAUUCCAACACAGAACUUGGAUUCCUUUACAACAUUACUGCCUUCACAGAUAUAUGCCUAUCUCCUUCACUUCGACACACGUUCGGGUUCUUUGACCGUCCCAACGCUCUCGAUCUUGUCCAUGAUUUAUUCCCGAUUUUUUCUCAAAGCAAAGUGUCCAGUUUCCAGGAUAUCAUGUAUCCAAGUCCCUGGUACUGGGCCGGGAAAGUUCUCUACGAUGCUGAAAAGGACGUCGCCUGGUACGAUAAACUGGAACAAAUAUACUGGCGCGGAUCGACAACGGGCGGCUUUUCACGAGCAGGAGGCUGGCGCCGACAGCACCGCCAAAGAUUCAUUAAAGAAAUAAACGGAUGGGACAGUGCGAAAAUCUACGAAAGGAACGCCGACUCCGGUGUCUGGGAGCUCAAGGAAGUCUCCCGACACGCACUCAAGGACCUCUUCAACGUCAAAUUCUCCCAUAUCGGCCAAUGCGACCCAGAAGACUGCAAGGCGCAGUCCGAGUUUUUCGACGUGGUGGAAUCAGCCGAUCAGCAAGAUGCGUGGAAGUACAGGCAUCUCGUUGACAUUGAUGGGAAUGCGUUUAGCGGGCGCUACUACGCUUUUCUACGCAGUAAUAGCUUGGUUUAUAAACUUGCGCUUUUCCGCGAGUGGCAUGAUGAGUGGCUACGCGCCUGGGUGCACUAUGUGCCCCUUAGCUUGAAGGGGGAUGAACAUGUUGAGACUGUGCGAUUCUUUGCUUUGGAUGAUGAAGGGCGGGAGAUUGCGCAGCUUCUGGCGAAGCAGGGGAAGGAGUGGGCGGGUAAGGCGCUACGGAAUAAUGAUCUUGAGGUUUGGUUUUUUAGGUUGUUAUUAGAGUGA